Fulvia fulva is the source of this 1833-nucleotide messenger RNA. RefSeq names its product Kinesin-like protein. Lineage: Eukaryota; Fungi; Ascomycota; Dothideomycetes; Mycosphaerellales; Mycosphaerellaceae. Gene Ontology annotation, biological process: microtubule-based movement; mitotic spindle organization. The record is from RefSeq and is a predicted model, not a curated record. Bases 1 to 1833 code for a protein of 610 amino acids. Gene Ontology annotation, molecular function: microtubule binding; ATP binding; microtubule motor activity. The transcript is spliced from 2 exons.
AUGUUCAUCGCUUUGCGUGAGAGGAGAGCAGAAGAAUUCGAUCAACUCUGCGCCACAUUUGCCAGCUACUUGUCCACCAACAUGGCCGCUCGAGCAUCCACCGCGAGCGCUCCGAGUCUGCGCAGCAAGACGCCCGUCGACAUGGAGCGACCCUUCACGCCGCCAGACGGCGACGGCGGCAAUGUCAAGGUCGUUGUCAGAGUGCGCAAGUUCAUCAAGAGAGAGCUGGAAAAGCAAUCGCCAUGCAUCAUACACAUGAGCCCCGCGACGCAAGAGACAACCAUCCAGCCCCCAGAAGUCACGGCCGACUCGCGAAGGGUGCUCGAGGAGAAAAAAUUCACCUUCGACAAGUCCUUCUGGUCGCAUAACGAGACCGAUGCACACUUUGCUGGCCAGCGAGAUAUCUACGCUUCGUUUGGAGAAGAGUUCCUGGACCACAACUUCGAUGGCUACCACACAUGCAUCUUCGCCUAUGGACAGACGGGCAGCGGGAAGUCGUACACCAUGAUGGGCAGUCUGGACCAGCCAGGCCUCAUCCCAAGAACAUGCAGGGGGCUCUUUGAGAGGAUAGAAGCAGAGCAGAACGGAAGUAUAACGUACAACGUCCAUGUCUCCUACUUCGAGAUCUACAACGAGCACGUCAAGGACUUGCUCACACCGCGGACGAACCCACCGACCUACCUUAAGAUCAGAGAAAGCAAGAGCGAUGGUGUAUACGUGCAAAAUCUGACAGACGAGCCGGUCAAGAGCUACGAGGAUAUUGAGAGAUUGAUGAAGACUGGAGACCUGAACCGAACAACUGCGAUGACCAAAAUGAACGAUACAUCUUCGCGAUCACAUGCCGUCUUCACCCUCACCCUCAAACAGAUUCAGCACGACCUCGCCACCGAUAGCACGAUAGAGCGUGUAGCCAGGAUGCGACUUGUGGAUCUGGCUGGUUCUGAACGCGCAGGACGAACAGAGGCGACGGGUCAGCGGUUACGAGAAGGUGGAAACAUCAAUCAGUCUCUCACCACACUAGGUCGUGUCAUUGCAGCACUAGCAGAUCCCAAGCGGCAAAAGGCAACUCGCGUGACCGGACUACAAAAUCAGACCAAGAGGCGGGCAGAAGUCGUUCCAUACAGAGACAGUGUCCUCACCUGGCUUCUCAAAGACUCGCUCGGUGGGAACAGCAAGACCGCCAUGGUCGCCUGUAUCUCACCCACCGACUACGAAGAGACCCUCUCUACACUCCGAUACGCCGACCAAGCCAAACGCAUCCGCACCAAAGCCCACGUCAACCAGGACGCCGUCUCUGCCGCGGAGCGGGACGCCAAGAUCAUGGAGAUGCAAGAGACGAUCAAGCAGCUCCAACUGUCUGUCAAUGCUUCCGCAACUCGCAAGCGAGACGAAGCAGAUCGUACACAAGCCGAGCUGGAAGACUACCAACGACAAGUCAGCAAGAUGCAACGUGCCAUGGAAGAAUCUCGUGCAGUGUCGGAGGUCAAGAUUCGUGCUCUCACGCAAGAGGUAGAUGAGUUACGGCCGCAGAAUCAGGCGUUACAGAUCGAGAUCGAAGCUUUGAGACGACAUCUCGCACUUGCGGUGGGAGAACUCAAGAACCCGAUUGUGUUGCCAGAAGGGUUCAGCGAGGAAGAUGAGGAUAGAAGUAGUAUCGAGGGAUCUGAGGAUGGCGACCGUGAUAGUGGCAUGGGAGAUGACAACUCGGAUUUCGAGAACGAGCACGGUGACUGGCAAGCAGACGUGGAUGAGUUGUUGAAGGACUUGGGUUUGUUCAAGAGGAAGGUCGCAGACGACAAGAUGAGGUUCCCGCAUCCGGAGACGGUGCAGUAG